Molecule: messenger RNA, 1038 nt
Organism: Cladocopium goreaui
Lineage: Eukaryota; Dinophyceae; Suessiales; Symbiodiniaceae
Source: the annotation of a GenBank genome assembly
AUGGAUGAAGUGAUGCAGACGUUGAGGGAUUUGGGUUACAUGGUGGUAGUUCACCUGCUCAAUCCCACGGAUUUAGGUGAGCCCGUCAGCAGGCCGCGCUACUAUUUUGUAGGAGUUCGACAGGAUGUGGCCAUUGUUGGUGAAGAAGUGGCUCAAGGCAUGUACAACCAUAUUUGGCAAAGGUUGAAGAGCUCCAGCGGUCCUGCGGUCCCACUUGGCAAGAGGCUCUUGCCUGCAGAGCACAAGCUUGUCUUGGAAAACCAGUCCCUUCGCCAGCAAAGGUGGGAAGAUGCCAAAGCUGCAAACUUUGGUGGCGACAGUAGGUCGCAGAAAUGGAAGCAGCGCCAUGCAGCCUGGCAGUUGGAGCAUGCUGAGAGCCAGAUCCAGCCAGACCCAAGCAUGCCAAGCCCUGAUGAACUUUUUCUUCACCUACCACGUGAGCGUGAUGUGUGGAAGAACUUGCUGACGGACAAGAGCAUGCCUAGACUGGCAGUUGCUGACUUGUCCCAAAGUUUGGGCCGUGUGCCUUUGCGAUCUGAUUGCACACCUACCAUCACCCCUGGGUCCCACGUGGUUGUGUCUGAAGCUCGGAGAAUGUUAGCUCCUAUGGAAAAGCUCUUGCUACAUUGCCUGCCAGUGCACACCAUGUCCUUUGAAGGCAUAACCGAUGCUGAGUUGGAGGACAUGGGUGGGAACAUGAUGCAUCUCCAGACUGUGGGAGUAGCAAUGUUGGUUGCCAUCGCCCUUGUGGAUUGGGCCCAGCCUGGGUCUAGAUGCGGGAGAUUGCCACAAGAAGGCAACAUGGUUCUUGCGGUCCAUGCGGUCCCUUCGGCCCCCAUGCCAGCAGCAAGAAAGAAAUCGCUGACUGCGGCAGAGAAGAAAUUAGAAAGGCAGCUCCGUGAGCGAUUCGGAUUGAAGGUUGGCAUCAAAAGAAGAGUGAAGGUUGACGCCUCAAGGCUAAAAUCCCAGAAGAAGGUGAAGCUUCCCUGCUUACCUUUGCACAAAGCGUGCCUGCGUGGAACACGCUGGGCAGGCUGA